Molecule: messenger RNA, 267 nt
Organism: Sclerotinia sclerotiorum 1980 UF-70
Lineage: Eukaryota; Fungi; Ascomycota; Leotiomycetes; Helotiales; Sclerotiniaceae
Exons: 4
Coding region: 1-267 (88 amino acids)
Source: RefSeq, a predicted model, not a curated record
AUGUCAAACCAAGGUUACUACAAUCAACAGCCCCAAUAUGGCGGACAACCUCAAUACCCUCCCAAUGCUUAUGGAGGACCACCACCACAACAAGGCUACUAUCAACAAGGCCCUCCUCCUCAACAAAUGCAAUAUCAACAACAACCUCCCCCAAAGAGCUCCGGCGGUGGACAAGGUUGUCUAGGUGCUUGUUUGGCAGCUCUCUGUUGUUGUUGCGUAAUGGAAGAGGGUUGUGAACUCUGUAUUGAUUGUGCCGAAUGUUGUUAG